UUGACCUAUUCUCGUGAUUUAAAUUCCUGAUCUUACCGGCAAAAAAUCGAUAACCUGUGAUGAUUCUGUUACCCGGUGUAAUGUUUUGAGGAAGGGCCAACCCAUAUGUCAAAGGAUGUAUGUGGAAGUGGCGUCAUCGCGAUCGUCUGCUUCCGCUGUCCCGCCAUACCCAGGAUAUGAUUUGGAAGACUCUUACCGGGAGCCCGUAUAUGUACCACGUGUCAAGCCGGAGGGUGAAACUUACUACAACCGAAAUCGAGGCUCAGUCGGAAAGUGGGCGUUUGGGUGUUUUACUGAGCGAAGGACACCGCGUCCUGUUCUCAAGUGUCCGACAGAUUCCUGUAAAUCAAACUACCAACAUGGUAAAAACGGAACUAUAAAACCUCUUUUAAAUGGAAAAGCCACACCAAGACCGGAAACUGCACCUCCCCGGAUCAAAUCCGAGGCAGAACCCAUUGCAUCGGUGAGUAGAGGAAAACGUAUGAAGAGAAUCAUACAUAAGUAUGCCCAGUCUGCUCCCACACCUCGUGUACGGAGGGUUAAGCCCGAGGCUGAAGAAAUAGUUGUGCCCCAUAAAGGAGGACGAAUGGAAAAUCUCAUUCACAGUUAUGGAAAAUUGCCCUUGUCUGAUAGGGGAGUUCCGAGGGUUAAACCAGAAGGUGAGAGUAACGCUUACCUUGAUAAAGGUAAACGAAUGAAGACCACGAUUCACAGUCCCAAAAACCCGGGAGCGCCCCCUUCCUCUAGAGCAGUACCGAGGGUAAAACCCGAGGGAGAGGACAAUGCAGAAUUAGACAAAGGAAAAAGAAUGAAUAACUUACUACAUAAGUAUAAUCGUAUGCCAGAGUCCUCUAGAGCUGUCCCUAGGGUGAAACCGGAGGGAGAUCCAAAUUACACGUUAGAUCUUGGAGGAAGGAUGAGCAGAAUCAUGCAUGAACCUCCAAGUUCUCGGCUAGUCUCGAGUGCAGUACCACGUGUUCGAUAUCCUGAAGCGCAAAAAAUAUUAAGAAAGAGUCGAGGACAGAUGGGACGGAUUUUAAGCCAUAUUGGCCGGAAGUCUGUUGUUCCGGUGCCUGGAUACCAGAAGCGACAAUUCGAACGCUGCCCAACUAUGUAGUCCUGAAAAUGUGAACGUCUGAUUGACGUCGAAUUUAACUAUUUUAUGCAGACAUUUUAUAUCUUGUAGAAAAUAUCAUAACAAUCAAGUGCCAGAUGUCUGCAUGUGCAGACAUUUUUGUUUUAUACAAUGUAUUUCGUUUUAUAAGUUUUUAUGGUAUUGAAAAGCAGUAUUAAUCUUCACUUGGUGCUUCCAUGUCAGCGUUUUUUAUAUAUUUUGUUGAAUGUUGAUUGAUGACUAGAAAAGCGUUUAUUUCUUUAAUUUUUGUUUUAUUCGAAAUCAAUCGUUACUACGUUGAACUAAAUAAGUUUUGCACAUAGAUCGAGUUGCUAGAUUUGCAAUUUCUCUAUAGUAAGG
Molecule: messenger RNA, 1474 nt
Organism: Saccostrea cuccullata (small rock oyster)
Lineage: Eukaryota; Metazoa; Mollusca; Bivalvia; Ostreida; Ostreidae
Exons: 2
Coding region: 116-1117 (333 amino acids)
Source: RefSeq, a predicted model, not a curated record